AGAGCGCGCGGCACACGUUGUGCAGUGGACCACCGGCGAAUUAUAAUAUUUGACGUUUCGUAAAUAUAAGUGAAAACUUUUGUUACGAAUCGCAAAAGUAUAUCGUGUUUUAUUAUUUCAGUUUAAAGUGUAGUGAAAAAAUAAAUCAAGAUGAUUGCCCUAGUGUUUGUUGUGGGAGGUCUCUUUGCGGCAGCAGAGAGCAGCUGUGGAGCUGGCAAACAAGUACUAAGAACCGGAGGCUUGACAGCUUAUGAAAAGCAGGCGAUAGUAGACGCUCACAACCGUUUGCGACAAUCAGUUGCUUUAGGACAAGUGUCACGACAACCACCGGCAGCUAAUAUGAUGGAAAUGGUGUGGGACGAUGAGUUAGCAGCGUCGGCGCAACGUUGGUCUGACCAAUGCACCACUGCACAUGACAGUGCUUCCCAACGCGAUGUCGGUCGCUUCCCCGUGGGGCAGAACUUAGCAGCCACGUGGACUACUCGCCCGCCAUCUGAAGCAGUGGAUUCCGAGCCAGAUUUCAUGAAGCAGAUCAAUGCUUGGUUCGCUGAAGUCCAUAUUUUUGGAUUCAAACCUAUCAGCGGUGGACGUGGAACAGGACAUUAUUCUCAGUUGGUUUGGGGUGAGACAUCGCAAGUUGGCUGUGGUUACACCUUCUACUAUGACCCUGCUCGUGGCUACACCAAGUUGUACGUUUGCAACUAUGGCCCCGGUGGCAACGUUAUUGGAUCCAACCCGUAUGAGAAGGGACACCCAUCAUGCGGUGCCUAUGGACUCGCUGAUUCCAGGAAAUAUUCUGGUCUUUGUUCCACAAGCUACACCGCAACUUCUAGCUAUCAAACCGAUAACAACAACAACGGUUACAUCUCGAAUGGCAUUCCCGACAGCACAGUGGAAGCUCCGGGCUUCAAGUACCACUUCUACAAACAAUUUGACAAUCAGUACCAGUAUCAAUACCAACAGCCGGAGACCUUCUACAGAGCGGAAACCUCGACCUUCAGCCCGCUCAUCAGUAUAUUGAAAACCGCCUCAAACUUGUUCUCCAAACCGAAGUCGCAAGGUUUUAGGCUUGGCAACGUCUAUGUUUAAGUGUACUAACUGUAGUAUGAAAUUUUGUAGCAGUAUUUAUUUCACUAUUGUGACAGAGUGACUCGACUGAUCGUUUGGGCCUGUUAUACGCAGAGCUUGGAACAUUAUAGAAAAUAUUCCUUGGUUUUACAAGGAGCUUAAGGACUAUCUUAUUGUAACCAGUUGUUUGUGAGUGAACUUCGGACAGUUUGGAGGUCUUAUAGUUUUUGCUAAAAAAAAAACAAUAUGCUGUCGUGAAUGACCUUCUAGUAUUAGAUUAGCGUGAAGUAUG
Pararge aegeria (speckled wood butterfly) is the source of this 1360-nucleotide messenger RNA. Its product is annotated as venom allergen 5-like. The transcript is spliced from 5 exons. The record is from RefSeq and is a predicted model, not a curated record. Bases 151 to 1089 code for a protein of 312 amino acids. Gene Ontology annotation, cellular component: extracellular region. Lineage: Eukaryota; Metazoa; Arthropoda; Insecta; Lepidoptera; Nymphalidae.